GCCACGAGCCGCGCUGCUUGGUGGGGGACGCCGUGGACGCCGCGGUGGCUGCUCCGGCCCGUUCAGCCGCUGAUGGUGGACUUGUUUACCAUAUUUGGCAAGCGAGCCAGCUCCACGCGUGGGAAUUGGACGAGCGAGGCCGUCAUUCACAAAAGUCAACCUUAUGGAGCUUUUACAAACAAAGCGCACGCUCAUGGGACUUGUAGUCCAAAACAAACGCCUAUCCACGCGGAGCGCGUCACUCCCGCGGUGGUUUGUGGCCCACAGACGCGUCAUGUUUUAAAACCGCCUCACGGUUAUGAUCUUAUUUUGGUUGGAUUCGUGUUUCAGCGUGGGGAUAGACCCCACAGCUGGCCGCGGAGCGCCUCUACGGACUACAACUCCCAGCGGCGGGCGCUCCCCCCGGAUUGGCUGCGUCACGCUGUCGCUCAGCCGCCGCUCCGUCCUCCAGCGCUCCUACAGUAAAUAUUUGUGUUUGCUCAACCGGCUGUAAUGGUGGACGAGUGAAGGCAGAGCGAGUCGGAGCACAGCGGAAGCGCAGAAAGAGGAGAACCAGGCCCGGAACGACGCAACGUUGCGCCACAGCCAGCUGCCGCCACUUUGAGGAGGAAACGGACGCGCUUCGGUGGGAAAAUGGACGAACUCAAACACCAAGUGAUGAUUAACCAGUUCGUCCUGACGGCGGGGUGCGCGGCGGACCAGGCGAAGCAGCUCCUGCAGGCGGCACACUGGCAGUUUGAGACUGCGCUCAGUGCCUUUUUUCAAGAAACAAAUAUUCCAUAUGGCCAUCAUCAUCAAAUGAUGUGCACCCCAGCCAACACCCCCGCCACGCCCCCCAACUUCCCCGACGCGUUGACCAUGUUCUCCCGGCUGAAAGCCUCCGAGAGCUUCAACAGCAGCGCCGGCAGCCCAAUGACCGCCUCCAUGGCCACCUCGCCACCCCCACCGCAGGUCGGCGGCUGGGGGCUCCCACCAAAUGUACCUAACGUGCCGCAACCUCAGCAGGGACUCUGGACUCAGGGGCAGACCCCCACGCAGCCCUGCCCCCCCUGGCCCAUGGGCGUCAACCCUCACACAGGCGCCGAGCAGAAGGCUAGUGUGGCGAUGGAGGCGGAGAGAUGAAGGGCCGUAUGGGACUGAAGAGGCCCCGGCCCCCCUCACCUUCAUCGCGGGGGCGGGGCAUAGAACGGGGGACGGGGUGGGAGGCAAUAAUGAGUAGAAAUGGGUCUGGAUGGGAGGAUGUGGGAAAAAUCUACGCAAACCAAGAAAAAACUGAUUCUGGACGAUUUAAGAAGAGAAAACCAAUGCAAGCAUCAGAAUCCAGAAAUAGAAGAAAAAGAUACGCACACACAUAGUAAUAAGAGAGCAGCCGAAAUCUUUGUUAGUUUUCAUAAGUAAAUGCUUGGAUAAAAGAAAUAUUGAAGUAAAAAAAACAGAAAUAAAAAAAAAAAUGUCACGCCCAAGGAUUCUCUACGACGUUCCAGGACGUUCCAGGACGUUCCAGGCAGCCUUGAAGCUUUUUUCUCAGCCGGUGUUUUUUACCCGCCGCUGUUCUAUGUUCCUGCGACAGUCUGUGCUGCAUGAGGAAACGAGCGACGCAGUGAUUCCUUUUUGUUUCUUCGAGAUGGAUCCAGAUUUCAUCAGCGACCUGUGGAGUGGGACGCAUGUGAGCGAGCGCUCGCCUUGUAAUCAGAAGUAUAUUCACAGCCAUCUCCUCUAUAUAUAUUAAUGUACACACUCAUAAGUUAGGGUUUAGCGGAAAAACGACGCCUCCAUGAUGGUCAGCCCCAUCGUCAAAAGGUGGGACGUCUUCUUACCUCACCUGGUGGUCACCUGACUUCUUUCAGCCAAUCAGGGAUUCUUCUUAAACCAGCUGUUGCCGGCGCCGGAUAUGUUUUUGUCAGUUUUUUUCUUAAAGGCGACAGCCAGCUUUGGUUUCUAAUAACUGAUCCUCACUGCAGCAGCUUCUCCUGACGCCGUUUUAAACCCGGACCGGGGGGAGGGGGGGGAGGGCUGCAAGAAAUCACUGUUUCAUAUGAUAUUGUUUCUGAUGCCGUUUUAUUUGUUGGAGGGUUACGUCUCUGAAAGUGGGCGGGGCUUCAGGUUCUUUUGUAAAAGUGAAUCAGUCGCAGCUAAAAUGAUGAGAUUAAAAAUGAGACUUCAUCUUUUUAAACAGAAACGCCACUUUUUGCAUGACGUCUUCACAACGUGUAACACCUUUUUGUAGAAAGCAUACGUAAGGUUGAGGUGUGUUUCAGGGCUGGGGGGGGGGGGGGGGGGUGUUCCCUACCUUAACAGAGCAGCAGUAGAUUAUUUUGCUGUAAAAUGUCUAAUUUAACAGAAGUUCAGCUGUAUGGACAAAGACGGAUAAAGGACGCCCGCCGCGGUGCGUUCAGGGACACUACGGACUACUUUCAGGGAUGCAGCGCGCCGGACGACUCGCCUCAGACGCUGAACUGUGGAGGUUUCACACCAUCCGUGUUUCUUUACUGCCGACAAGAGGACAGUUUGGGGACAACCUUCGUAAAUCUGCGACGUGUAGAAAGCAGCUUUGAGCCCUUUGACUUUUUUUCAGUUUUGAUUUUGAUCAGAGGUUUUAAAAAGAAAUAUUUUAAAUAGCUUAGGGUCUUUUUUUCUGAAAGAAGAGAAGAUGAUGGAUGUAUUGAUGAGGAAUAACCAACAUCCUGUUAUAAUUAUUUAGACUAAGCUAAUUCCCCCGUUUUCCCAAAGCUUUGUUCUUUAUUUGGUUCAAUCAGAGAGUUUGUGGGUGGGCCUGUUCCUAAUGGUUUCUCAUGGAUGUUUCCCCCCUUGUAUGUCUGUAUGAGACCAUUCCCACAAUAUUUGUGGACUACCUGAUAAAUAACUUAUCAUUUUUGUGAACCUAAAUAAAUAUUGUAUGUCAACCUG
Messenger RNA from Fundulus heteroclitus (mummichog), 2907 nucleotides. RefSeq names its product UBA-like domain containing 1a (gene ubald1a). The transcript has 3 exons. Lineage: Eukaryota; Metazoa; Chordata; Actinopteri; Cyprinodontiformes; Fundulidae. The record is from RefSeq and is a predicted model, not a curated record. Bases 634 to 1122 code for a protein of 162 amino acids. Gene Ontology annotation, molecular function: protein binding.